GUCAAAUUACGCAAAGUUGCUUGCUGUCAAAGAAAGAACUACUGUGCACGUCAAUAAUUUGCACACUUUGUUUAUAAAAUUAAUUCAAGAUGGAAUUAAUUGACAAUGAAAUUAGGCAGUGGGAUGCAGCUGACGUGAAAGAACAGUUCGGUGACAAUCUUACGUUGCUGCCGCUAAACGAUAACAUCAAGGAACUACAAACUAUUUUACGAGACAAGAACACAUCCCGUAGUGACUUUAAGUUCUAUGCAGACCGCCUGAUCCGUCUUGUCAUUGAGGAAAGUCUGAACAAACUACCUUUCACUGACUGUGAGGUAAUAACUCCUACUGGGGCAUUGUACAAAGGACUUAAAUAUGGUGCUGGUAACUGCGGAGUGUCCAUCGUCAGGUCUGGAGAGGCUAUGGAACAGGGCCUCCGAGACUGUUGUCGUUCAAUCCGUAUCGGUAAAAUCCUGGUAGAGAGUGACACAGACACCCAUGAAGCUCAUGUAGUCUACGCAAAGUUUCCUGAAGACAUAGCGCGGAGACAGGUCCUGCUCAUGUACCCUAUUAUGUCAACUGGCAACACUGUUAAACAGGCAGUAAACGUAUUAACCCAGCAUGGUGUGAAAGAAGAAAGAAUAAUCCUCUCCAAUUUGUUCUGCACGCCGGCAGCGGCUCAGGCAGUAGUCGACUAUGUACCAAAGAUGAAAAUGCUAACUUCAGAACUACACCCUGUAGCUCCAAACCAUUUCGGACAAAAAUACUUCGGGACAGACUGAUACGAGGACGAGUUUGAGUUCUAAACUGUACUUAUUAAAGUUUAAUUUACGUUUUUAAUGUAGCCAAGUACUUAGUUUGUUUUGUUUCUGUGUUUAAUGAGUGCUUAAAACAUCUACAGUUUAUGUAGGAAAAUUAUUUAUUAUGUAACCGACUUUUGGUUGUAUGCAAUAAGCGUUGUUUUUGAUUGCGCAUUUAAAAUAAUUUAAAUCAAAUGGCAUUUUUUUUAUUUUCGUAACUUUUUAAUUCUUCAAAUUGUCUUUUUUUUAGUAAGUCAGGCAGAACUCAAAAAAAGUACCUUACAUUGUGAAUGUAAUGUUUAGUACUUGUACUAAAAUUCAAAAUUGUAUUAAAAAUAAAUCUAGAUUUUCUACUAAUCAUAUACUAAAGCUAUGUGUGGAAAAAUGCGAUAUUCAAAAUAUGAGCCACGCGCACUGCAUAACGACGACGCUUGAAUAUUGACUACAAAUAUAUCAAAAAAUGUAUUUAUGGGUAAAUUCAAACUGGCAUAGAGAAGAAGCGUCAUUUUAACAAAACAUAAAUUUUAAAAAUUUAAGAAUUAAACCAAAAUGAUAAAUAUUAUUAUUACAACAAUAGUUUUUUUAGGAUCUACUUUUAAUAUAGUUACGUAAAUAACUUAUUCUUUUACAAACGAAAAGAAUUCCGAAAAUGCUUUCAAAAUGCAAACAACGUCUAGUUUUGAUACCCAUAUCUGCACUACUUUGUGGAUAUAAAGCUAAACUUGCUGUAACAUUUAAGAUAGACACUUCCAGGCUAUGUUAAUGUGAAUUUACUAAUUGAGAGAUGCUAAAAUGACCGCUAUGACUAGUAAUAAACACACCUAUAUUUAUAAAAAACUACUUUUCAAAAUCAUGUCACACAUGUUCACAUGCGAAAAAUGAUAAUGUUUUUUGUGUAGAGAUUUUGGAAUAUUUGUAUUAAAACAAUUUUUCACUCUUAGGGAAUCGAAGGAAUACCUAUUCAGAACUGUAUCGUAAAAAGGCACUCAGUAUUCCAAGUCUCAGAAAUCUAGUAUUAAGCAAGAAAUUGAUCUAUUUAUAUUUUUAGUAUAGAAAAAAACGCUAUACAUUUGUGAUAUUGCAAAAUAAAUUAGUUAUUAAAGGAUUGUAUUUAGUCACACAAUUAAAUAAAUUUUCGAAUUUAUGAAUAAAAUGAGAUGAAGAC
Molecule: messenger RNA, 1944 nt
Organism: Spodoptera exigua (beet armyworm)
Lineage: Eukaryota; Metazoa; Arthropoda; Insecta; Lepidoptera; Noctuidae
Source: the annotation of a GenBank genome assembly